This is a messenger RNA of Gavialis gangeticus (Gharial), 4921 nucleotides long. It is a transcript of the gene WDR35, whose product is annotated as WD repeat domain 35. NCBI's taxonomy places the organism in Eukaryota, Metazoa, Chordata, Crocodylia, Gavialidae. Gene Ontology annotation, biological process: non-motile cilium assembly; protein localization to cilium; intraciliary retrograde transport. The transcript has 28 exons. The record is from RefSeq and is a predicted model, not a curated record. Gene Ontology annotation, molecular function: protein binding. Gene Ontology annotation, cellular component: intraciliary transport particle A; non-motile cilium. The coding region runs from base 51 to 3599 and encodes 1182 amino acids.
GCGAGCGGCUGUUGCCGGGGCAACUUGGUUGCCAAGGAGGCGGCGGUGCCAUGUUCAUCUACCUGAGCAAGAAGAUCGCGAUUCCCGGGAACAUUCGGCUGCGAUGCAUCUCCUGGAACAAGGACCAAGGCUUCAUAGCCUGCGGCGGAGAAGAAGGGCUGCUGAAAGUUUUAAAACUCGAAGCGCAGGCGGAUGAAGCAAAACUAAAGGGUCUUGCAGCUCCUAGCAAUCUUUCUAUGAAUCAGACCUUGGAAGGUCACAGUGGUUCUGUGCAGGUGGUGACCUGGAAUGAACAGUAUCAGAAACUAACUACCAGCGAUCAAAAUGGCCUCAUCAUUGUUUGGAUGCUGUAUAAAGGUGCUUGGUACGAAGAAAUGAUCAAUAAUAGAAAUAAGUCUGUUGUUCGAAGCAUGAGUUGGAAUGCGGAUGGACAAAAGAUCUGUAUUGUAUAUGAAGAUGGGGCUGUGAUUGUUGGUUCAGUUGAUGGUAAUCGUAUCUGGGGGAAAGACUUGAAAGGUACACAGCUGAGCCACGUAGCAUGGUCCUCUGAUAGCAAAGUUUUACUCUUUGGAAUGGCAAAUGGAGAAAUUCACAUUUAUGACAAUCAGGGGAAUUUUAUAAUGAAAAUGAAACUGAAUUGCUUGGUGAAUGUAACUGGAGCAUUUAGUAUUGCUGGAAUACAUUGGUACCAUGGUGCAGAAGGGUACAUUGAGCCGGAUUGCCCUUGCCUUGCUAUUUGUUUUGACAAUGGAAGAUGCCAGAUAAUGAGACACGAGAAUGACCAAAACCCUGUUUUGAUUGACACUGGUAUGAAUGUGGUUUGUAUCCAGUGGAAUCAUUGUGGAAGUGUGUUGGCUGUGGCAGGCUCCCAAAAAACAACUACCCAAGAGAAAGAUAUCAAUAUUGUUCAGUUCUACACUCCAUUUGGUGAGCAUUUGCGUACACUGAAGGUUCCUGGCAAACUGAUGUCAGCCCUGUCCUGGGAAGGAGGCGGAUUGAAGAUUGGAUUAGCUGUUGAUUCUUACAUAUAUUUUGCAAACAUUCGGCCAGAUUACAAGUGGGGUUACUGCUCCAAUACAGUAGUUUAUGCAUAUACUCGACCUGAUCGUCCAGAGUAUUGUGUAGUUUUUUGGGAUACGAAAAACAAUGAGAAGUACGUGAAAUAUGUCAAGAGUCUGAUUUCCAUAACUACUUGUGGAGACUUCUGCAUUUUGGCAACUAAAGCUGAUGAAAGCCAACCUCAGGAGGAGCAUGAGAUGGAGUCAGUUGGUGCAACGUAUGUGCUGGUUCUGUGCAAUUCUAUUGGUACUCCCUUGGAUCCAAAAUAUAUUGACAUUGGGCCGUUGUUCGUUACAAUGACCAAAACCCAUGUGAUAGCUGCUUCAAAAGAAGCUUUUUACAUCUGGCAAUACCGUGUGGCCAAGAAGCUCACAGCAAUGGAAAUUAAUCAGGUGGCUCGGACUAGAAAAGAAGGCAGAGAAAGGAUCUAUCACAUUGAUGACACUCCUUCAGGAGCAGCAGAUGGGGUACUUGAUUACAGCAAAGCCAUUCAUGGAACAAGGGAUCCAAUUUCAGCAAUAACAGCAUCUGAUAAGACACUCAUUGUGGGCCGUGAAUCUGGCACCAUUCAGAGAUAUAGUCUUCCAAAUGUUGGUCUAAUUCAAAAGUAUACCCUGAACUGUCGGGCAUAUCAGCUUUCUUUGAACUGCAACUCUAGUCGUCUUGCUGUUAUAGAUCUUUCGGGUGUUUUGACUUUCUUUGACUUGGACACACGGGUAACAGACAGUUCAGGACAGCAUAUUAUAGGUGAACAACUGAAGCUGGAGCGCAAAGAUGUCUGGGAUAUGAAAUGGGCCAAAGAUAAUCCAGACUUGUUUGCAAUGAUGGAAAAAACAAGAAUGUAUGUCUUCAGAAAUUUGGAUCCUGAGGAACCCAUUCAAACAUCUGGAUAUAUUUGUAACUUUGAAGACUUAGAAAUUAAAUCUGUACUUUUGGAUGAAAUACUGAAGAAUCCUGAACAUCCUAACAAAGAUUACAUAAUUAAUUUUGAGAUUCGAUCCUUACGAGACAGUCGAGCAUUGAUCGAGGAGGUUGGGAUAGAGGAGUCUUCCCAAUUCAUAGAAGAUAAUCCACAUCCCAGACUUUGGCGUCUCCUGGCUGAAGCUGCUCUUCAAAAGCUAGAUCUACCAACUGCUGAACAAGCAUUUGUGCGCUGCAAAGACUACCAAGGAAUUAAAUUUGUUAAGUGCUUAGGCAAUCUGCAGAGUGAAUCAAUGAAGCAAGCUGAAGUGGCAGCCUACUUUGGCAGAUUUGAAGAGGCUGAAAGAAUGUAUUUGGAUAUGGACAGAAGAGACCUUGCUAUUGGAUUACGGAUCAAACUGGGAGAUUGGUUUCGAGUACUGCAGCUUUUGAAAACAGGUUCAGGUGAUGCAGAUGAUGCCCUUCUGGAACAAGCACACAAUGCUAUCGGAGACUAUUUUGCAGAUAGGCAAAAAUGGAUAAAUGCUGUUCAGUAUUAUGUACAAGGAAGAAACCAGGAACGUUUAGCUGAAUGUUACUACAUGUUAGAAGAUUACCAAGGACUAGAAAAUCUGGCUAACUCACUUCCAGAAAAUAACAAGUUACUUCCUGAUAUAGCUCAUAUGUUUGUGAGAGUGGGGAUGUGUGACCAAGCUGUGUGCGCCUUUCUGAAAUGUAAUCGCCCAAAAGAUGCAGUAGAUACCUGUGUCCAUCUCAAUCAGUGGAAUAAAGCUGUUGAGCUGGCUAAAAAUCACAAUAUGAAAGAGAUUGGAUCACUUCUCGCUAGAUAUGCAUCUCAUUUACUGGAAAAGAAUAAAAUCCUUGAUGCCAUAGAACUCUAUCGUAAGGCCAAUUAUUUUUUCGAUGCUGCCAAGCUCAUGUUCAAGAUUGCAGAUGAAGAAGCAAAGAAAAGGACUAAACCUUUGCGAGUUAAAAAGCUUUAUGUAUUAGCAGCUUUACUUGUAGAACAAUACCAUGAACAAGUGAAGAAUGUACAAAGGGGAAAAGUGAAAGGAAAGAGUUCAGAGGCUACAUCAGCUUUAGCUGGAUUGCUGGAGGAAGAUGUUCUCUCUUCAGCUAAUCGCUUCACAGAUAAUGCCUGGAGGGGAGCUGAGGCUUAUCAUUUUUUCCUACUUGCACAAAGACAGCUUUAUGAAGGUUAUGUAGAUACAGCAAUGAAAACAGCUCUUCACCUGCGAGAUUAUGAAGACAUUAUUCCUGCAGUUGAAAUCUAUUCCCUUCUGGCUCUGUGUGCAUGUGGCAAUAGAGCAUUUGGUAUUUGUUCAAAAGCCUUUGUUAAACUCGAGUCCUUAGAAACCCUUAGCCCUGAACAGAAGCAGCAAUAUGAAGAUCUUGCCCUGGAAAUAUUCACUAAGCACUGUCCUAAGUAUAGCAAAAAAUUGGAUCUGGAUGGCCUUCUGGAGAGUAGUGGAGAAGGAAAACUUCCAACAUGUGUUGCAACAGGAAGACCUAUCACAGAGUAUCAGUUCUGGAUGUGCAACAUGUGCAAGCAUUAUGUACAGGCCCAAGAAAUAAGCAAUUAUAACUUUUGUCCUCUGUGCCAUAGCUCAGUAGCUUAGUAAGAAAAACAAAGGUAUAUGUAUGUUUGUUAUGUCUCAGACUCUGAUAAACAUAAGAGCAUACUUUGAAAUGUAAUGAUUCUGUUGUUGCUUGUUUAAUGUACUGUUACAGGAUACUACUGUUAUUAGCAGAGAAAAAUCUCGAAAAAAGUGCAAGAGAACAAAUCAGGUGCAAUCUGUCAUAAGAAAAAGAUUUGUUAAGUGACAUUUGUAUGAAGUGGUUGAGGCUAAGAGCCUUUUUUUUUAUUGUAAACUGGACCUAAAUUUACAGAUAUUCAACAUCCACUAUUCUCAGGCUGUUUACAGAGUCAUCAAUGUAGUACUAAGCAGCAGUAGUUAUAUUUGGGAAAAAUUAAUAUAGGUGAACCCUUGAAGAAAAAAAAUUGAAAUGAGUCCGUUGAGGGAGACACACUAAUUAUGCAGAUUUUGUUCCUCUAAUUGAAUGGUGGGGCCUAUUCAAAUAUCAGCCGUAAGCUUACAGCCCAGCUCUAGCUGACCGAAUAUUAGUUAGUAACCAAGAAACCACAGACUCAGGUGAACAAUUCAACAACUAGACUAUUUUAUAAUCCAAGAGAGGAAAUACAAAACAAGAGGUAAGUAGCAUAAAGAACAGUUACAAGAUUAUACAGCACUACAUACACAAACUAGAGAUCAAAGUAAAGCUCUUCUCAGACUUGCAACAGCCUUGCUAGUGGUCACAAGCAUGGAACAGCUUAAUAUUCUCAUCUAGGCCACAACACAAAACACAUGCACAGCCCUUAGCAGCUUACAUACACAAUACAGCAGCAGUUCCAAGUGAUCACAAUAUACCCAGAGAGGACUGGAGGAAAGAGGGGAUAUUGGCCCUCACCAGCUGCUGCAGCUCUCACCCACUCUCAUCACACCCGCCUCUCACUCUCUCACAGUCAGCCCUAUUUCAUCCUUUUGAUCACUCCACUUCUGUCAAUCUUCCAUUCACCCAGUCACUCAGACAGGAAGGGUGUCAGUCACAUGCCAGUCGCUCCACUGACCAAUCUGGGGGUCAGUUAUCUCAGGUAGGUACUUGGUACCAUUUUCCCGCCACAAGUUGCGUAGGGCUGACUGUGCAUGCCCAUAUAGUCACAAGCUGGUCGCUGAGCCUUCGGGGUCAUAAGUUCAACACUCAAUGCAAGAGUUCUGCAACUCUUUGUCCAACAAAGUCCAGUGUUAAACAGCACCCGCUGCAACCCUCAUCAUUGUUUGUGGUAUUUUUCUACUAUAAUGAACAUACUAAUAGAUGUACUUAAAGCAGAUAAUUGAUGCUGUAUUCUUUUGUUGAAUAUAUUUACAAGUGCAGCACAAAG